AUGUCUCAAGGAAAAGCUGAUGGGAAAAAGGAGCAUAAAAGUCAAGAGAAGGCAGUUGCUGCAGCUUCAAAAUCUAGUCUUGCUUCUAGGCUUGUUGAAAAGAAAAGCAAGGAUGAUGAUGAUUCGGAUGAGGAUGAGACUGAUUAUUCGGAUGAGGAUGAGACGGAUGAUUUUGAUGAGGGUGAGGGAUUCCUGAAGAAGGCGACGAUGAUGAUUCAAGUGAUGAGGAUGAUACCACCAGAGGCAGGCAAGAAGAGAGCUGCUGAAAAUGCUCUGAAAACUCUGCUUUCUGAUAAGAAAGCAAAGGUUGCCACGCUGUCAGCCCAGAAGACAGGUGGCAAGAAGGGCACCACCCAUGUGGCAACUCCAUACCCAGCCAAGCAGGCGGGCAAGACCCCUGCAAACAAUGACAAGUGA
Miscanthus lutarioriparius is the source of this 417-nucleotide messenger RNA. The record is from the annotation of a GenBank genome assembly. Lineage: Eukaryota; Viridiplantae; Streptophyta; Magnoliopsida; Poales; Poaceae.